Messenger RNA from Aspergillus bombycis, 816 nucleotides. RefSeq lists its product as uncharacterized. The transcript has 2 exons. Bases 1 to 816 code for a protein of 271 amino acids. Lineage: Eukaryota; Fungi; Ascomycota; Eurotiomycetes; Eurotiales; Aspergillaceae. The record is from RefSeq and is a predicted model, not a curated record.
AUGACCCGAGCGUCCAAAGCCUUCCCCUCGUGGGAUGAAUCUCUAGACCUGAGCGAAAUCCUCAACCGCGGUCCCCAGAAACUACUCGAAAGCUACUCCCACAUUCCUGCCUCCGACGUGGAAAACCAUGUCAGAACCAUCGCCAAAAAAGGGUGGGACAUCAGAGACUAUCCUUGUUUCCGGAUGUUCUGGUUUCUAGACUUUGAUCUAUCUCGCUCGCCUCAGUAUGCGAGAGUCGUCGAGCUGCUCAAGUCAGGUGCGCUGUUCAUCGACCUCGGUUGUGGAGUCGGCCAGGAUAUUCGCCGUCUCGUCUAUGAUGGCGUUCCGGGACAGAAUCUAAUCGGACUUGAUCUUUACGGUGGGUUCGUUGAUCUGGGGUUCGAACUGUUCCGGGACAAGCAGUCUCUGGGGGCUUCUUUUCUCAUCCAGAGCUUUUUCCAUGACACGGUCCCGUUACAGCAGCUAAUGGGCCAGAUUUCGGUCAUCAACUCCGGGUACUUUAUGCAUCUAUGGGACUGGGACGCGCAGAUCAGAAUCGGUCGGCGGAUGAUGGAGUUGCUGCCGACUGCGGGAGGGCUUGUGACGGGAGUCCAUUUUGGAAGCCAAAGAUCGGGGAGAUGGGUUCCUGAUGGGGGGAAUGAGAUGUUUCUGCAUGAUAAGGAUACGCUGACUGCUAUGUGGACGGAGAUUGGAGAAGUUUCUGGUGUUCAGUUGAAUAUAGAAGCUAUUGUCCAGGAAGAUACAAAGUGCGAAUACUAUGAUACAGAUGGGUUCAUUAUAAGGUGGGUGGUGCAAGUUGAGAGUCGUGCGAACUGA